CUGUGAGAACCACCAAUUUAUGGCGUUUAAGGUUUUAUUGGGAUGGAUUAAGAGAGUAAACAGGAAGGAAAUACUUGACUGGAAGGAUGAAGAUGGUAACACAGUCUUCCAUAUCGCUGCAUCGAUAAAUCAGACUGAGGUCAUGAAGUUGCUGCGUAAAACCGUAAAAGUAAAAGCCAGGAACUUGGAUGGCAAAACCGCUAUGGACAUACUUCAAACUCACCAAUCUCCUUGUUUCCCUGUAGCAAGAAAACUUCUAAAAAGUGCUAAAGAAAGACUAUUUUGUGGUUCCACAACGACUCUUGCGGAAUAUUUGAGCAAAAAUCUAUCGUUUAUUGAGAAACGGAACAAUCUCUUGGGGCUGAGCAAUUUGAGCAUGACUAAAGACAGGUCUAUAAACGCUAGUGACCCUCGCAAUGUAAUACUUGUGGUGGCUAUACUCAUAGUAACCGCUACAUACCAGGCUGGUCUCAGUCCUCCCGGCGGGUUUUGGCAGGAUAAUUCUUCAGAGCAUGAAGAUUACAAUAGUCAUCACACCGCUGGGCAGAUGACUAUGUCGUUCUUCGAUGCCUUUUUCUUUAUUAGCCUCAACGGAUUUGCCUUCGUAUCAUCUCUAUAUGUGAUAAUAAUCAUCACAAUUGGACUCCCCAAGUGGAAGUUAAUCUAUGGUUCAAUGGCGGCUUUAAGUAUCGCUACUUUAGCAUCAUACAGCACUAUAUUCCCGGAUCCAUAUGGCCUAUAUUGGAAUAUCGCAGCGUUCAUCGUCCCCUAUACAUACCCAUUGAUUAUAGGAAUCAUGAUGUUUGCUACUUUCAUGGCAUUCAUUGUUGAUAAACGUCGUCGGCACCAAGUAGACUUCCCAGCGAGCUGCUUCAGCUCAUCUCAGGAGCUGUGAAGGUAUAAGUGUUAUACGUAGACGGAGGCUGUCUAAACCUUUUGAAUUUGUGUUGCUUUGUUAGAGUGUACUGUCAUUAUUACGGUAUAAAAUAGUUAUUCUCCUUAAACCA
This is a messenger RNA of Arabidopsis lyrata subsp. lyrata, 1007 nucleotides long. RefSeq lists its product as uncharacterized. Lineage: Eukaryota; Viridiplantae; Streptophyta; Magnoliopsida; Brassicales; Brassicaceae. The transcript is spliced from 2 exons. The coding region runs from base 20 to 895 and encodes 291 amino acids. The record is from RefSeq and is a predicted model, not a curated record.